AUGGAUGGUUUGAGGCGGAAUCCUACGGCCCGGCUGUACACCGAAUGCCCAGGCCGCAUGGACAAGCAGGUGAAACAGUCUCCGGACUGUGCGCCUCGUAUCGAUCUGAGCACGACCGGCAAGACGCGCCUCAAAUCAGUUGUCGAUGUCAUACUGAACUACUCGCUCCCUCGGAUCGUCCAGCUCCAGCACCCGCUCUGCCGGAUCAGCCACCUCCAACACCUCCACCGCCUCACCAACCUCCAGCAGCGGCACAUUCGUGUCAUCCACCUUCAGCACACAGUCUACAGCAUCAACCGCUUCCAACACCAUCAGCACACAGUCUACAGCAUCAACCACUUCCAGCGCCAUCAGCCCACAGUCUACAGCAUCAACCGCUUCCAGCACCACCUGGUUGGGGUCGACCGCAUCACCAACCUCUGGCACCGGCUCCAUCGCAUCAACCACUUCCAGUACCUGGUCCACCGCAUCGUCGACCUCCAGCGGCGGCUCCACAAUCACAACAUCAGCCAUUUCCAGCACCUGGUCAGGGUCUACCGCAUCACCAACCUCCGGCAGCAGCUUCACAACAUCAACCACCGCCGGCACCUGUUUCACAACAUCAACCACUUCCGGCACUUGGUCCACCGCAUCGUCAACGUCCAGCAGCAGUCCAACCACAUCAACCUCUUCUACGAGGCUAGCUCCGGCUCUGUCGCUUCCUCGAGCUCAAGUACUAGGCCUCCCGCCGCAGUACACACAGGUCUGUUCGGCCCCUCUGACGAGUUUGACGAGUUUGUAGACAACUCUGACGACUCUUCUGACUACUUUGAAGAUGGCGAUGGUAGUCACCGCGGCAACAGCAAUGGGGGCAGCAACGGGCCCGGCGGCGGCGGCGGCGGCACGACGAAAUCCCGCCGCGACACCCAAACCGAGUGCAUCCUCUUCCUCGACCUGUCCAACCCCUCUGCCAAAGUCACGGGCGCGGCCAUGGUCUACAUCUACGCGCUUGACGGGCCCGCGGCGGGGUUAAUGGUCGGCGCGGCGCGUUUCGAGGCCGGCGCCGUGGUGUCGACGCUGUACACGUUUGCGUGUCGCGCCGAGGAGGUCGGGUUCCGGUUAGAGGCUGUCGCGGACGGUUCCAGUGAUAGUCAGCAGAGUGUGGGGUUCUUGCAAGGGAAUGAGCUUGGGACGGGGCUGGGAGUGAGUCUGGUGCCACUCGAGCGGGUUGGCUUUGCCUACCUCCGAGUGAAGGUUGAGAUGGAAGGGAGGAAGAGUUCAAGGGAAUACUGGCUGGGACAUGCCAAGUCUCGAGCCAAGGAGUUGUGA
Messenger RNA from Parathielavia appendiculata, 1308 nucleotides. RefSeq lists its product as uncharacterized. The record is from RefSeq and is a predicted model, not a curated record. The coding region runs from base 1 to 1308 and encodes 435 amino acids. NCBI's taxonomy places the organism in Eukaryota, Fungi, Ascomycota, Sordariomycetes, Sordariales, Chaetomiaceae. The transcript is spliced from 7 exons.